AUGUUUACAAAAAAAAUCUCAUCAAGAUGUCAAAAAAAUCGACAGUUAAAAUUCAGGACUCUAAAAAAAGAUUCUACAACCCGACUGAAACAUUUGAAAAUCGUUUUAGAUCACUUUGAAGCAGAUGAAGCAAAAACCUACUUUGAGGCCAAUUUCAGUCAUGUUUACUUUAUUCUCUAUGAUAAUUUUAUUUUAGCUGAAAACAAUCUUCGACAGAGAGAACUACCGUUCCAUCUCGUUCACAAGGCUGGUAAAGAAGAACUUGAGGGUGCUUUGUCACUCUUAGAAAAGGUUCUAUGCCUUCUACCGGAAUUAAUUGGGAAGAGAUGGCAGUUACACUCAUUGACAAGGAUAUUUUCAAAACUCCUCCAUGGAGGUAAUUCACAGAAGUUAAGAGCAGAUGCAAUAAGAUUUUUCCUAUUAUGGUACCAAGCUCUUGGGGAAAACGCCCCACAAGAAGUACAUAGAAUGUUUGCAUCCCUUGUCCCGGGAUUACCAGACUCCUGCCUACCACCAACUGGGUCUCCAUUCAAACCUAAGGUGUUUGACUUAGUGACAAAUAUGUCGCAGAAUUCAAGUGAAUUCAAAGUUGAAGAUAUCCUACAGCAUCCUAACUUUAGUUCUACGGAGAGUGCUAAAAAAGUUGUUGUGGAACACACGUCCACAGGAUUCAUGGGAAAAUUGGCUAAUGUGUCUGCGUCAAUAUUCCAUGAUACAAAUGCCCUAAAUCCCGUUCAAAGCGUUGACAUACAGCCUCUUCUACCUCCUAGUACGAGUGAAAAGGUUAUAGAGAAUGAAACGAAACAUUUCUUUGAAAUAUUGCUUGAUGCUAUGGCAACAUCAGUAACUAAAGUUCAGUGGAAAGACAGAUCACACGCGAAAGCAAUGAGAAGUUUUGCUUUCCUGCUGGAGAAAUUCAAAAUGUAUUAUUUACCAGUUAUAUGUCCCCAAUAUAACUAUAAAAAUUCAUUGUAUAAGCCUAAUCUUGAUUUACCAGUUCAACAUAAUAUACUAGAAGAUGACUUUGCAAUAUGUAGAGUGGUUCUGAUAAAGUGGGUGGCGAAUUACGUACACUUUAUGAAGAAGCAAGGCAGCGACGGCGGACAGCCUUCAUCAAUGACAAGUACUGGAUCUCACAUAGUUCAUUCUAAUACCCCGACACCUGCAACAUCCUUGCAUCAUGAAGAGGAGACCUCAUUCACAGUUGGACAUCCAUCGGACUCCAGCCGAGCGUCAUCUCACGAUUCAGCUUCUAACACUCCACAUCCGAGCUUGGAAUCAGGUACUGGAAUUUACGAAGAACUCUCGUCGGACCAAGUGGUGCGCGAUGUGCUGUGCUGUUCCUCACGCGAACAUGUGGAUUUUACGAUCGAGAUCCUACGACAGGCUUUCCUGCUGCCAUUCACUCACGCUGCUGCUGUGAGACGGGUUAUAGCGCUUUAUAAGGAUUGGAUACAAAUGAAUGUGGCGGAAAUUCCUCCGUUCCUUUUGGAGAAUGUCUACGACCAGCAAGCUGGCGGCGAGCCACAGGUUCCACCACGUAGACUGAGAAACGAUUCAUAUUUGGGUGCUGUUGGACGUGACAAUAUUAUGGUCCGAGCUGGUUUACAGAACAUACUACAAAUAUUCAUGACCCAAGCGGCGAAUGUCUUCGUAUCGAGUAGUAGUGUGGCGCCACCUGGUGGACCACCUUCACAUCAACUCUUGGAGGAGCAAACGGAUACGUGCAAACGCGUACUCAACAUUUACCGGUAUAUGGUAAUGCACGUUGCUAUGGACGAUCGCUCUUGGGAGCAACUGUUAUUAGUCCUACUCCAAAUUACGUCAAUCGUCCUGACUAAGGUGCCGCCUAAAAAGAAACAGGAGUCUUUAGGAGGCCACCUGGCACCAGCCUUGUUUCAAACAUUAAUCGUGACGUGGAUUAAAGCGAAUCUAAACGUCGCCGUCAAACCCGAAUUGUGGCAAAGCUUUAUGGAAUUGUUGACAAGACUGACUCAUUGGGAAGAUUUAAUUAAGGAAUGGGCCAAAACUAUGGAAACACUAACGCGAGUAUUAGCCCGCCACGUCUACUCCUUGGAAUUGUCAGAAUCCGGAUCAAGCGGGUCUGGUGACGCAAGAGGGCGGGGUCGGAGGCCUCCACCCGUUGCGUGUACGCAUCGCCCCCCACCCCUGCGACGCGCUGCGUUACAGCCCGCUGACACUAGGACACCAGGCAAAUCUCCCCGAGUGGGUAACGAAGCUCACCCGCGCAAGGACGCAUCAUCGCGUCGGCCCCUUGUGCGCUGCCGGAGUGAUCCACAUCUUAAUAGACAUGCGUAUUCGCCGCAAAGCUCACAAGAUGAAACCAAAGAAACAAUUGACAACAAGACAAGACGUUGGUACUCCUUGGACUCACUUAGGCAGUCUUCUCAUCACGAAGAACGGGAUUCGGCGAGCGGUUCGCGUUCACCAUCUCCAGCGCCCUCUAGCGGCGUUGAAAGUAGUUCCAUUAAGGACUCGCCUCUGCAAAUAGAUUUAGCGUCGGAUGGCGGUAAUGUUGAAUGGUCGGAAGCGGAUAACGGCGAAAGCGUGGAGGGUGACGUCAGAGGUGUGGGCGUGGUUCUGGGCGGUCGCGCUCGUGGCUGGCUACCCGACGUCGCCUGGGUGAUGUGGCGUCGCAUGCUCGCGGCCCUCGGUGACCCCAACGCACUGCGGGAUGCGCAUGCCCACCAACAUCUGUUCAACUACUUGAUACAUCUUAAUGCAACACUUGUAAAGAUAAGUGCCAAUCAGACGCUGAAUGGAAACACGGAGAUUCAUGUGCCCUUCAACUUGGUGGCAGGGUGGUGUUUGGAAGCAGAAGCACUCCCACCAUCACACAGGUCCGGAAAGCUUCUGGCGUUGCGGUUAUUAUGCGAAUCGACGCAAGCGCAGGGGCCGGGCGCUCCGACGUCGUGCAAUAAUCGUUUACAUCUAGCUCACUUGAAUCUCUACCAGAGGGCGCUACAUCAUGGCUUAACAGGAGAAGAUCGUUCAGUAGUUGACGUGCUAGUAGAAUUUGCAGCACCGCGCUAUCUCUCUUUAGCAUUGGACGGUUACUCAUUGCUGCUGUUAGAUUUCGUCCACGCAUCUACUGUGGUACUUAAUUCUUCAGACAUGGGACCGUCGUGUCCACGUACGGCUGCCGUCACAUUUCUCGGUUCUCUACUAUCUCUGCCUGACGGUUUAAUGAACGCGCCUAUGUUGCAACCCUAUCCUCACCAAUACAACACUGUUUCUUGUCCCGAUCUUAAGGAACACGUGCUAAAUAUCGUGGUGCGAGUAUGUCGUCGAGAAGGCGCCGCCGCGGCUAGAUGCGCGGGCGCAUGUGCUCUCGCGGCGCACGUGUGCCAUCUAUUGGCGACGCGUACCCACUGUGAACGCUUGCCCGCAUAUGUCACAUGCUUAUUGCAAAUGCUUAUGAUGAAAAACAAAACAAUAGCGAAAGUUGUGAGCGACGCUAUUCUUGUCCUAGCUGAUUAUACAGACCGCAUAGUGGAGAUGUAUCCGGGACUCGCUGAAAAAAUAUUAAAGUGGAUUUGCGCUUGCUUGGCCCACAUCUCACACAACAGCGGUAGAGACGCGGUUAAGCCGCUGGCCGGCUCAUUGCUACUGUGUCUGGCCGAAUUUGCUGUUCGCUGCGGACCGGCAUUACUUAUGCAGCAAAAGGAGGACGAACAGACACUACUGCUUAUGAUUUUUAGGGUAAGCGCAAUGUGA
Leptosia nina is the source of this 3738-nucleotide messenger RNA. The record is from the annotation of a GenBank genome assembly. Lineage: Eukaryota; Metazoa; Arthropoda; Insecta; Lepidoptera; Pieridae.